Molecule: messenger RNA, 1856 nt
Organism: Punica granatum (pomegranate)
Lineage: Eukaryota; Viridiplantae; Streptophyta; Magnoliopsida; Myrtales; Lythraceae
Source: RefSeq, a predicted model, not a curated record
ACAAGAGCAAACGUUGAGCGACUUCACCGACCGACGGAGCGGCGGAGAUCUCCAAUACCAGUUCGCAUCCGAUCCCCUCCGCAUCUCUUCCUUCUCCGGCGAAGGCCGCCGUAAACCUCUCUGCAUCUCUUUCCUCCUCUGGAAGGUUUCGUUGUUUGUUGCGAUAUUACGGAGCUGAAUCUCUCUCGCCAUUCCAAUUCCCGUUUGGAGCUACCAGCUAGCAUCCACAGCUAGCAGUGGCUAUUGCAUCUCCUUCCUCGGGGACUGGAGAUCUCCGCCGCUCCUUCCUCGGGGACUGGAGAUCUCCGCCGCUCCUUCCUCGGGGACUGGAGAUCUCCGCCGCUGUGAGACCGUGCUUGACCUUCGACCAUUUGAAGCUCAGGCGAGGACUAGAAUAUUGUGGAGGCAUGCACAGCAAGGGAUCGAACAAUCGGCUGUCCGGGAUGGUGACGCGGUACCGGAUUUCUCACCUGAUGCUCUCAAUGAUCGCUGCCUUCGCUACGAUAUACGUGGCCGGCCGACUGUGGCAGGAUUCACAGAGCAGGGUUUUUUUGAUAAAGGAGCUCGACAGGAUAACUGGGCAGGGGCAAUCUGCUAUAUCAGUGGAUGACGCGCUGAAAAUUAUUGAGUGCAGGGAACAGCAUAAGAAACUAUCAGCUCUUGAGACAGAGUUGGCUGCAGCUCGACAAGAGGGCUUUGUGUCAAAGCAUUCAGCCGACACCUCGGGGAAUCAGUCUAAGAAAAAGCCGCUUUUAGUGAUAGGGGUAUUUACAGCCUUCGGCCGCAAAAACAAUAGGGAUGCAAUCAGAAAGGCAUGGAUGGGAAAUGGUGAAUCACUGAAAAAAAUGGAGAAUGACAAGGGUGUCAUUGCAAGAUUUGUCAUUGGAAAAAGUUCCAACCAGGGGGACAGCUUAGAGAGGGGUAUUGAGGCUGAAAACAGGCAGAGCAAUGAUUUCAUCAUAUUGGAUGACCUUGUGGAGGCCCCUGAGGAAACUUCCAAGAAGGCUAAACUAUUCUUUGCUUAUGCUGCUGAAAAGUGGGAUGCCGAAUUCUAUGCCAAAGUGAAGGAUGAUAUUUAUGUAUAUAUUGAUCCCUUGGCGGCUUCUCUUGCAGCACAUUUGGACAAGCCUCGUGUUUAUAUUGGGUGCAUGAAGUCAGGCGAAGUUUUCUCUGAGCAGGGUCACAAAUGGUAUGAGCCAGACUGGUGGAAAUUCGGUGAUAAGAAAUCAUAUUUUCGCCAUGCUUCUGGUGAGCUAUAUGUUAUCUCACAAGCUUUGGCAAAGUUCAUAUCUAUAAACAGAUCUAUUCUCCACACCUAUGCUCACGAUGAUGUCAGUGCUGGUUCCUGGUUUAUUGGGCUCGAUGUCAAGCAUGUGGACGACUCGAAGUUCUGCUGCUCCUCAUGGUCAUCAGGAGCAAUCUGUGCAGGCGUUUAGAGUCGCCAUUUGAAGAUAUUUGGACAUUUUACCAAAGAUGAGCUCGCUCCUUUAGAGCUCCAGCCCCUGCCCUUUUAUUGCUUGAAUGAAUGAUCAUAUGUGCUCCAUCCCCUUCACCGGAUGACUUAUAAUGUCGAAUGAUUCGGAAACAGAUAGAAAGGGAUGAUGAUUUCCAUAUAGGACUUAACCUUCAGCCAUGGCUUGAUCGCUGGAUCAGACAGUAGUGUUGGGCACCUGACCUGAUGUACAAAUGAGUAUCAUUCUUUCAUUUAGAAUCGGGCUGAGAACUGAUUCUUGUAAUUGAAUGUCACAAAACUUGUUUCCUAUACUGUAAGCUAUGUACAACAGAGAGAUUUUGAAGAAUUAUACUUACAGUUGUGAAUUCUGAGAUGUUCUAUAUGACACGGGAUGGUCAUCACA